AGUGGAAUCACACUGCAUUGCACCAUACCACGCCACCUUUGCUUCUUCUUCACACUUUGCAACAGAAACAGAAACUCUCAUCAUCAGUUAUCCCGAACGAAACGGUUUCCGACAACUCGCAACAACCAAGAGAGAGAAACAAGAGAGAGAAAGCGCGCGCGCACCACCGUGAAACCCGACACGCGCCGCGCCGCGAUGCCGGGUGAUCCGGAUAACCGUCAUCACCACCAUCCCCGGUCCAAAAACCGACCAUCCACGUCAUCGGCUCGACCACCACCAUCACGACCACCACCGGCGAGGGUUCCGUUACGGCAGUUACUCCGUGUGGCCUCGGUGGCGAGCGGUAUUCAGUUCGGCUGGGCUCUACAGCUCUCUCUCUUAACCCCUUACGUUCAGCAGCUCGGGAUCCCUCACCAAUGGGCGAGCAUCAUCUGGCUCUGCGGCCCUGUCUCCGGCCUCUUCGUCCAGCCGCUCGUCGGCCACCUCAGCGACAAAUGCACCAGCCGCUUCGGCCGCCGCCGGCCGUUCAUUCUCGCCGGCGCCGCCUCGAUCGUUGUUGCCGUUCUCAUUAUUGGCUACGCCGCCGACAUCGGGUGGAUGCUUGGUGACACCGAGAGCUUCCGGCCGGCCGCCAUCACCGUGUUUGUCAUCGGGUUUUGGAUUCUCGACGUCGCUAAUAACGUCACUCAAGGUCCUUGCAGAGCCUUGCUUGCUGAUCUUACUAGCAAGGAUAAUCGAAGGACUCGUGUCGCAAAUGCUUACUUCUCCUUGUUUAUGGCCAUUGGUAACAUUCUUGGCUAUGCGACUGGAGCAUACAGUGGUUGGUACAGGAUUUUUACUUUCACACUUUCCCCUGCAUGCACUAUUAGUUGUGCAAAUCUCAAGUCUGCUUUCUUUCUCGACGUUGCUUUCAUUGCGGUCACGACAUAUGUCAGCAUUACGGCAGCUCAUGAAGUGCCUCUAAACUCAAGUGGGGCAGCCCAUGCAGGAGAAGGGGCAGGGGAGUCAGGUAGCACGGAAGAAGCUUUCAUGUGGGAAUUAUUUGGGACAUUUAAAUAUUUUUCAAGCACUGUAUGGAUAAUACUGUCCGUAACUGCUCUGAAUUGGACUGGGUGGUUCCCGUUUAUUCUCUUUGAUACUGAUUGGAUGGGACGAGAAAUUUAUGGUGCUGAUCCAAAUGGAGGCCCUAAUUAUGAUGCUGGAGUUAGAAUGGGAGCACUUGGGUUAAUGCUUAAUUCAGUUGUUCUUGGAGUUACAUCAUUGCUCAUGGAGAAGCUAUGUAGGAAGCGGGGGGCUGGUUUUGUGUGGGGAAUCUCAAAUAUCUUAAUGGCUGUUUGCUUUCUUGCAAUGUUAGUUGUAACCUAUGUGGCAAAUACCAUUGGCUAUGUGGGCAAAGAUCUACCACCAACUGGCAUUGUGAUUGCUGCACUGAUAAUCUUUACCAUUCUUGGGUUUCCAUUGGCAAUCACUUACAGUGUUCCUUAUGCCUUAAUUUCCAAGCAUACUGAACCAUUGGGACUUGGCCAAGGGUUAUCGAUGGGUGUCCUGAAUCUGGCAAUAGUGAUCCCACAGAUAGUGGUCUCCCUGGGAAGUGGACCAUGGGAUCAGCUAUUUGGUGGAGGAAACUCCGCAGCCUUUGCUGUGGGAGCUGUUGCAGCCAUUAUGAGCGGACUCUUAGCUGUCUUGGCAAUUCCCCGAACUGGUACCCAAAAGCCUCAAAUCCGUGUAUGAGGUAUCAUGUUUGAUUGCUUUUGGCACUUGUUUCUUUCGAAGAUGGGUGAUGAGGAUGCGAUGUUAUGGUUGGGGGCAGUAUUGUUUUUGUAAAUAGUUAUUAUUUUUGUAUCCUUUUGUCUUGGGUCUUUUCUUCUCAAGAUUACUACCUCCCAAUCAUUUUCUAAUGAAUAAAUUAGUCCUUGCCUGUGUUCUAUUCCUAAUGGUCAUUAUUAAGCCAAUGAUCUGAUUUUUGGGUGUUAUUAUUUUCUGAAGCAAAAAAGCUUUUGGAAUAAUUUCUUUUUGUGUGAUCCUGAUUUGUGGGUUCCCUGUUUGAAACCUGGAGGUUGGUUGGUCAUGUAAACCAUGAGGGACAUCUACAGGUUGUAGGAGAGGGUGGUGUCUAAGGACAAUGUAAAACAAGAAAUCAUUUAUAAUUUCUUUUCCAAACAUUUUGUAAUCCUUCAUGUAUUAUGAAAAGCUGUCAUCAAAUACUGAUUGACAUUAGUGCAA
Molecule: messenger RNA, 2223 nt
Organism: Lotus japonicus
Lineage: Eukaryota; Viridiplantae; Streptophyta; Magnoliopsida; Fabales; Fabaceae
Product: sucrose transport protein SUC4-like
Exons: 5
Coding region: 196-1731 (511 amino acids)
Biological process (GO): sucrose transport
Cellular component (GO): plasma membrane; vacuole
Molecular function (GO): sucrose:proton symporter activity
Source: RefSeq, a predicted model, not a curated record